UUAAUGCUAAUGCCGCAGUAAUUUCCAAUAAAACCGUUUCAUCAUCUCGCAUACACGCUCAAAAUACAAUAACAACAACAUCUUCCACGAAUGAUAGCAUAUUAAAUAAUUCGAUAGGAAAUGGAAUAUUUUUCGUGGCCGGUAUCAUAACAUCAUUCGCGAGCAUCGUAGGGUGUUCAACGAUCAUGAUGAUUACUUUUAAUACAUGGAAAAAGCUGAAAAAGUUACCCCCCUCACAAAAAUUUCCAUUCUACAUGUCAAUAAUGGACCUAUUAAUCGCUCUUAUAACGAUUCCCAAUCUGUUUUAUCCGAUGCAGAACAAUGAAUUAUUAAAUUCCGAGGUUCUGUGUCAGAUUUUUGGGUUUAGCAUGUCGUCGUUAAUCAACAUGAACAUGAUUCUAAUGACCACCUUCGCAAUUAAAACUUACCUACAUAUAUGUAAAAGAAUCAUUGUCAAUUUUGGAUCGUACGAUUGGAAAUUAAUCAUUUCUAUAUUGACGCUCAGUACACCAUUUAGCAUAAUAACCGCUGUAUUUAAUGGUUACGGUCAAGACAAUUAUUGGUGUUAUAUGAAUAGGAUGAACAAUUAUGGUAGUAAGGCAUCAAUGAUCUGCUCGGUAAUAUUUACCUACAUCGUAAUAAUGACGACAACAUUUUGUUAUUUGAAGGUAAUAAAAACCAUCCAUGGGGUAGAAUUGAUGCUCACUUCAAAGUCAUUUAAAUCCGCAUGGUGUCCAAUAAAAUGUAAUAGAUCCUCUUCAAUGACAAAUGAAGACGGUUUGGAAUUAAGACCUCCAAGUUUCUUUAUUACGAUCAUGUCAAUUCAAUCUAUUCCAACUGCAUCACAACAGACGGUCGCUUCAAACAUAAUGAAAGCGACACGUAAACUAACCGGUUACAUAUUUUUACAAUUGAUCCAGUACGCCCCUAUUAUAAUUUAUUGUUUAUGUUUCUUGUAUGAUGUCAAUGAAGUUUGGAUUUACAUCUUAUUCAUCGUGUCGCUUAAUCUUGGGAGCGUUGCCAAAACCUUUGUUUUCUUGAAGAAUGAAAUGUUUUAUGAUAAUUUAGGGUAG
Molecule: messenger RNA, 1073 nt
Organism: Funneliformis mosseae
Lineage: Eukaryota; Fungi; Glomeromycota; Glomeromycetes; Glomerales; Glomeraceae
Source: the annotation of a GenBank genome assembly